GGGAAGGCAGCGGUAGCUCACUAUGGCCCUGGCAGACAGCGCGGGCUGUGCCAAACCCAGCGAGGACUUUCCUUUCCCUGAGAUCAUUGAACUCAAUGUAGGUGGACAAGUCUACAUCACCCGCCACCCCACCUUGGUCAGCGUGCCUGGCUCACUCCUCUGGGAGAUGUUCACCCAGAAGAACAUCCGCUCCCUGGCCCGCGACAGCAAGGGACGUUUCUUCGUGGAUCGGGACGGUUUCCUCUUCCGCUACAUCUUGGAUUACAUGAGGGACCAGCAGCUGGUGCUGCCCGACCACUUCCCGGAGAGGAGUCGCCUGCAGCGAGAGGCCGAGUACUUCAUGCUGCCGGAGCUGGUGAAGAUGCUGGCCCCCAAGCUCAGCAAGCAGAACUCGCUGGGAGACGACCCAUGCCAAAGCGACCCGGAGGAGCUCUCCCCCAACACGGAUGCCACCCGCAACCUGACCUCCGCCGGUGCCACGCUCCCCAGCGCCGUGGGGGGUGGCCCCGGGGGCACUGCCAGCACGGGUGCUGCCAGCACCGACGUCCGCAGGGCAGGUUUCAUCACCAUCGGCUAACGCUUCCUGGAGCAAGCCUUUGAUAAACUGGCCGAUGCUGGCUUCCACAUGGUGGCUUGCAACUCCACAGGCACCUGUGCCUUCGCCCACGACCAGACAGAUGACAGGAUCUGGACCUCUUACACCGAAUAUGUUUUCUAUCGUGAGUGA
Molecule: messenger RNA, 727 nt
Organism: Balearica regulorum gibbericeps (East African grey crowned-crane)
Lineage: Eukaryota; Metazoa; Chordata; Aves; Gruiformes; Gruidae
Source: RefSeq, a predicted model, not a curated record